GAGGCAGACAUGCCAGCCAACCUCACCGCCUCCAGCCACAGCACCAACUGUAACUUCCCAGCGCGCGUCUUCGGGAUAUUAUCGAUCAUCAUCAUCAUCUGCGGGAACGUGCUCGUGCGUGUGAGCGUGUGCACGGAGAAAGCGCUCAAAACCACAACCAACUACUUCAUCUUCAGCUUGGCUGUUGCUGAUCUGCUGCUGGCGGUUCUGGUCUUACCUCUGUUCGUGUAUGCAGAGUUCCAGGAUGGGGUUUGGUCGCUCAGUAUGACCCUCUGUGAUGGACUGAUGACCAUGGAUGUCAUGCUGUGCACCGCCUCUAUAUUUAACCUCUGUGCCAUCAGCAUAGACAGGUUCAUCGCUGUCUCCAUCCCUCUUAAUUACAACCGCAAACACGUGGAUCAGCAACAGAUUGUUCUGCUUUCUGACACAUGGAUCCUGGCCUCGGCCGUGGCCUCCCCAGUGAUGUUCGGAGUCAACAAGGUCCCCAACCGGGACCACAGCGAAUGCAAGCUGGAGGACAACAACUACGUGGUGUAUUCCUCCAUCUGUUCGUUUUUCAUGCCGUGCCCCAUCAUGCUCGUGCUGUACUGCGGGAUGUUUCACGGCCUGAGGAACUGGGAUGAGGCACGGAAAGCCACGCUGAGGAGCAGCAUGAAGGCCUGCCGAAAGCUUCAGGAGGCCGCCUCGUCCCUGCAGCCGCUGUCCGGCCUGCCACUCGUCAUCAAGAAAGAUCUGUCUGACAUUACCUUAGAGGAGCUGGAGCAGGAGCCCGUGUGCAUGCUCGCCUAUCCCGGUGGGAGCUACCAUGAACAUCCAAACCAGAACCGGCAAAAGAAGAGAGCCAAAACAAAUGGGAGGGAGAGGAGAGCAAUGAGGGUGCUUCCUGUUGUAGUAGGUGCCUUCCUGUUCUGCUGGACGCCGUUCUUCGUAGUGCACACGAUGAGGGCUCUCUGUGAAGACUGCUACAUCCCCAGCAGCGUCACUAGCAUCGUGACCUGGCUAGGCUACGUCAACAGCGCCCUCAACCCCGUCAUCUACACCAUCUUCAACUCAGAGUUCAGGAAGUUCUUCCGGAAGUUCCUGCCAACUCUGCCCAACUGCUGCAAGCUCUUUGCUAACAGUUUAUGAACAAAACAUAGCCUACCCAAAAGUAUAAAUAAACCAGACAAAUAAUGCAUACAUGUAAAUACAGCAUGUUGUAUGAAACAAAAAUGAAGUUUGGUUAUUGCUGCCUUUAUGUUUUUACUUCAUGAUUUAAUUUCGUAUGUUUACAUUUUGAGAGCUGUAAUGAAUUGGCUUCACGAAUUUGCAUAAAAUGUUUGGAAAAUCAUUGUUAUGUAAACUGUUGUUUCAUGAAAUGCAUACAAAACAAAUUUGUGUACAUGAUUCUUAAAAUAAUUUGUGUACUGUUACAUAUAAACAGGCAGAAUGAAUUUCCUAUUUCAUUUAUUUUCCUAUAAAACAUUUUUAUAGCGAUUCUUAAUACACGAACAUAAUUUCCAUGUAAAUAGUUAAUAAAACUAGCGCUACUUAAAUUGUUAUGAUCAUAAAACACAUGCAUGUAAUUCAAAUGCAUGUACUUUAAAAAUCUGUUCAUGGACCAGAGUGUUGUACGAUGUUUACACGCGAGAACGAUGAAGAAACAAUGCAAAAAUACAUAGAGAAUGUGACAUGCCCAACAAAUCAGAAAGAUCUUGUUUUUGAGGUGUUGUUACUGAAUCAAAAAUAGCAGUUUAUGCUUAAACGAACAAUUGAAACAUUUCCUUCUGUUUGUGUUUGUGCAUCAAAGAAUCUCCAAUGUGAAGAUCAAAAGUGAAUCGAUGCAAUCAAAAACUUUCUGUAUGAUUCUGAAGAACUUAUUAAUAUAAGUAACUUGUUAGGUAAAUGUAGGUUAGACGUUCGCUGGUGAUUGUUUUCAUGCCUUUCGUGCUAUUUGUUCUCUUCGGGUCACACUGUGUUCAUUAAAAGCUGAGUGAACCCGCUUACACUGGAAGUGAGUGGUUUGAUUUCAGUGAACGGGGUUAGAAUGCAAUAUUUAGAAACUGUGUUUCUGUGGCUUUUCUAUGGUUUUGAGUUAUUGAUUUCACUGCUGAGCCCACUUUGUCAAUGGAAUGCUUGCUGCUUUUGAUUAAUUAAAAAUUAAGAGUUGAUCAAAGAAUAGAUCAGCUUGAGGGGUCAUACUGUAUCACAAUAUA
Molecule: messenger RNA, 2195 nt
Organism: Carassius gibelio (silver crucian carp)
Lineage: Eukaryota; Metazoa; Chordata; Actinopteri; Cypriniformes; Cyprinidae
Product: D(4) dopamine receptor-like
Exons: 4
Coding region: 10-1128 (372 amino acids)
Biological process (GO): adenylate cyclase-inhibiting dopamine receptor signaling pathway; adenylate cyclase-activating adrenergic receptor signaling pathway
Cellular component (GO): plasma membrane
Molecular function (GO): G protein-coupled receptor activity; dopamine neurotransmitter receptor activity, coupled via Gi/Go
Source: RefSeq, a predicted model, not a curated record